Messenger RNA from Hyaloperonospora brassicae, 1644 nucleotides. Lineage: Eukaryota; Oomycota; Peronosporomycetes; Peronosporales; Peronosporaceae. The record is from the annotation of a GenBank genome assembly.
AUGUACUCGCGCUCGAAGCUCGAGAAGCUCUUGCGCCAGGCCAAAGUGACGACGCAGAGCAUCCAGAAGGUGUCACAAUGGAUCCUCACGCACCGUCAGAACCUGCGCGAGAUCGUCGCGCAGUGGGCCGACCUCAUCCGCGAGCGCGAGCCCGAGCACCAGAUCGUCUACUUGUACGUCGCCAACGACGCCAUGCAAGUGGGUGUGCGCAAGUUUGGACGGCACAUUGCCGCGGCGUUCGAAGAAGUGCUCGUGGAGAUUGUGCACUUUGUCAUGAGCGAGGGCGAGGAAAAGGUCAAGCGGUGCAUUAUCAAGAUCGUGGGCAUCUGGAAAGAGCGCGGCGUGGUGACGCCGUCGCUGCUUGCGAUGCUCGAGAACGUCUGUGCAGGCAAACCCGCAGUUGAGCACGUGCCGGAAGCGGAUGCAGAUCCAGAAGAGACAACGGCGAGACUGUUGCAGGAUAUGACGAGUGAAGCUGCAGUGGAGCGCGUGCUGGAAGACAUGCCAGAGGUCGUGGAAGCUGCAGCAACGACGCAGUUGGCGACGCACUUGCAGGAUCUCGUGAACGCGACCAUCAGUGCCGAUAUGCUGAGCGACCGCAUGUUCCAGCUCGAGUCAAGUAUCAGUGUCUUCCAUCACGCGUGUGCGGAGCAAGACGAGGAAGAAGACGACGAGGUCGUGGUGGUCGGCGAAGAGGAGAACCGGACGUACCCUGUGGCUGGUGGCAUUGCGUGGGGCAAGAUGGACCAGCAAGUGUACGACUUGGACGUCGACAGUAGUCGGACCCACGUGGAGCAAUAUCGCACGAACCUCACGGAUCAGGCUGCGAAACGAGAAGCACUGAUCAAGAAAUUGCAGGGGCUGGAGACCAUGGAUCUGUUCUCGUUCCCUCGAGGUGCAAUAGCAAUCGAGGAGGCAGAACAACAGGAACAAGCACUGGAGAGGCUCUACGGUAUAGCUCGCGAAGCCGAGACGAUCGAGAGGAAGCAGCUGGAGGCACAGCGCGCCGAGUUCCGUGCUCGACAAGCUUCUAUGGCUGCAUCGUUUGCGGACCCCUUGUAUACAGGGUACCAGGCGGCCGAGGAUUCUUACCAACCCGUUACCCCGACGAUGUCGACAAACACCAGGGACAGUGGAACCAGCCACGUGAGCUAUCGCAGGUCUUCGUACCAGUACGACGAGCCUCAGCAGUAUCCUCCUGCGCUCCGUCGCCACAAUAGCGCCUCAGCUGCCACGGAUCGUGGCUUCAUGGACGACCGGUACAAUAACCAACACCGACAUGAGGGGCAGCUCGACCAGUACGGCGGACAGCGUGACCGGUACGGCGAGUACAGCAGCCAAUAUGGAGUCGACUCGCCCUCUACUAGCAAGCGACCCAAGCUCCACCAUGCGCACAGUAUGGAGUCGCAAAACCUGCAGUGGCAGGAGGCGUCUCGCCGCUCGCCGCCUCGUGCCGGAACGCUGCCGAGUUCGUACGCUGCUGUGGACAGACAACAGUUGCCGUAUUCACCGCGUGACAACAUUUACUCGCCAAGAGAUCGAUACCAUGCGCCUCCACAGCAGCCACGUCAGGGCCGCCGGACCCGAUGGGACUCGGCGCCCGACGAUCGAAGCAAUAUCCACUACAACGAGCACCGCUGGUGA